AUGUUUACAUCUUUAAAGACGUCAGCCCCCUGGAAGACCAAGCUGAUGUGCGUGCUGAAGAAGGGGGUCCUGAGGAUCACCGUGCAGGGCUUCAGGACUCAGAUGUGGCUGGGGGAGGUCUCUGGACACCCCAUGGAGCACAUGCCGCUCCUCAUCUCCGAGGUUCUGGUGUCAGUGUUAUCUAACUCUCUGAACCACGGCGGUUGGCCUCGGGUGGUGUCUGAGGACAUACACAGACACCUGGAGCAGCUGAGGAGCAAAGUGGUCACUCUGAGAGGCAGGGCAGAGGGACGCACCCUGCUGCCCCUACCACUGUGUGUGGAGAGAUCUCAGCCGCAGGACAUAUUGCUCAGCUCUAAUGGCUGGCCGAUAGACCGGGCUCUGCUGUACUCCAUAGAGACCCUUGUAAUCCAGUGGUCCGGUCAGGUCUGGACCGUCCUGAAGAGGGAUUCCAGCAUGGUGCUGCAGCAGGGGGACCACCCGGGCCCCAGCGCGGAGCUCCACUUCUGGGCCUGUCAGAGAGGCAACCUGCUCGGCGUCCAUUCACAGAUCAUGAACCCUAAGGUGGAACAGAUCAUGGAGAUUCUGAGGAGGAUCAAGAGCAGUUACUACGCCUCCUUCCACGACAUCUGCCUCAAAGUCAACCAGGCGGUUUUAGAGGCUGAGGAUAUAGACCUCUACCUGAGACCACUGAGGAGACUGAUCAGUUGUCUGGAGGAGGGGAGUUUCAACAAGCUAGAGAUGCUGUUACCUCCUCUCUUCCACACGCUGUGUCUCAUCUGGAGUCGCUCCCAAUACUACUGCCGCCCUCCACGCAUGGUGCUCCUACUGCAGGAGUUCUGCAAUUUACUUAUCGAGAAGGCAUUUGCGUAUCUGAUCCCAGAGGAGCUGUUUAAGAUGGAACUGGAAGAAGGAGUGGAGAGGGUGCAGGUGACCAUCAGUGUCCUGCGGUGCUUCAAGCGCCUGUUCCACACACACCGCCAGCGCAUCCCUCAGUACUACCGCAGCGGGGAGACUGUCAAACAAUGGGACUUCCCUUCCACACUGGUCUUCCACAGGGCUGACCACAUACUGGACCGGCUUCUCAUGAUCGAGGAGCUGUUUGCGUCUGCGCUGGUCUUCCUGAAGCUGGAGAAGGUUGAGCUGGGAGGGUCGAGGGGGAAGAUCCUCAGUGAGAUGGUGUUCAGUAUGAACGAGGAGUUCCACGACAGCUGGAGAACUCUGAGGGAGAGCAAACACGACCCGCUGGACUACACUAAAGAGGACUUCCUAGUGGACUACAGGCGUUUCAUGGAGCAGAACAGAGACUUUGACCAGAGGCUGGGGACCGUUCUCAACCUGGCCUUCCAACACUCUAAAGGCCUGGAGUCUGCAUUCAAGCUCCUCCAGAUCUUUGGCACCCUCUUAGAGAGACCCAGGAUCAACCAGCUGUUCUCCCCAAACUACAGCACCCUGCUGGGCAUGUUCAACACUGAGAUAGACAACUGCCAGAUUAUACUGGACCAGCAGAGAGAGCGGUUGCGGUCGGGCUGUGUGGUCCUGAGUAAGAACAUGCCACCGGUUGCUGGCAACCUGAAGUGGUCGCAGGAGCUACGAGACCGCAUCCUGACUAACCGCAGCAACCUCAACCAUCUCAUACGCAUGCCACUGGGUUCUGCUGAGGCGGAGCAGGUUCUCCAGAAGUGUGAGAGGGUUCUAGAGGUUCUAGACCAGCACGAUGAGGAGCUGUUCUCCGUGUGGACGGAGGGGUUGGAGGAACUGUGCAACACACACCUCCAGGAACCACUACUCACCUUGGAUCAAGAGACAGGGCUGUUCCAGGUCAACUUCAGCCCUGCACUGACAUCAGUGCUGAGGGAGGUGAAGUAUCUGAGCAUGUUGAAGAACCACAGCAUCCCUAAAGCUGCUCUACACCUCUACUCCAAACGAGAGACACUCUAUAUGUACACCCAGACCUUGGCCCUGAUAACUCAGUGGUACAAUCGGCUGCACAGCACCAUCCUGGCUGUGGAGCUGGGAUUGGUUAAGGAGGAGAUGGGCGGGACCAGACGGCAGCUGAAGCCCGCUCUCCUAGAACUGACCUGGAGUAGGGAUGACCUGUUGGACUACAUCCAGACCACACGAGACCUGGUGCAGGACGUGUCCAGUAGAGUCCAGUCCAGUAAGGCUAAUAUUGAGGCCAUUCAGGCUCUGAUGGGGAAGUUCAGUCACCAGGCCUUCGUCACCAGGAAGACCAGGGGUUCUACCCUCCUCAUCCUCACUGACAUGGAGGAGAGCAUCAGCAAACAGUACACACUCAUCACCAACACAGGGGAGCAGAUACACACACUGCUAAAGGAGAACCUUGCUCUGUUACGAGUCUCAGCCCCAGACUGUGCCGAGUGGAUGUCCUACACUGACUAUGUUGACCGCAUGGUUUUAGCAGGGUUCUCCAGUGCGGUACGCUGUUCCCUACAAUACCUGAUCGAGAACACUGACACCGCCCUUCGCAUCGCACCGCUCUUCGAGGUCCAGCUGGUCCUCGACGCCAACGAGAUGACCUUUGAACCCUCGCUGGACAUCAGUCACCAGGGAAACUUCUAUGACAUCAUCGACAAGAUGGUGGGCGAUAUCACUAAGAUGGCAUCGUUCAUACCUCGCGUGGCCAAGCAUAAACAGAUGGACAACUAUCAGUCUGACAUUGACAGGAUGGCCGACCUGUCAGAGCUGGGCCAGGUCAUCAGAGGCCGUGCCCGAUCGACCAUUUCUAAGGUCAGAGAGUACCAGGUGUCAUUUUCCAGCUACCGCUACCUCUGGACAGAUGACAGGUCAGAGUUCAUGAGACAGUUCCUGCUGUAUGGUCAUGUCCUGAGCACAGAGGAGGCUGAGCUCUACGCAGACUAUGAACUGGCCAAGAACCCACCCACACUGGACAACUUUAAAGAACAGAUUAGCCUGUUUGAGUCUCUAUACGUGCGGGUCAGUAAGCUGGAGGACAGGAGAGUGUUCUGUGGCUGGCUGCAGCUGGACAUCAAGCCCUUCAAACUGGCCCUGAUGAACAUCAUCAAGAGGUGGAGCUGGAUGUUCAAAGAGCACCUACUCAACCAUGUCAAUCAGAGUGUGAGCGACCUGGCGUUGUUUGUCCAGAACACAUCUUGUGGUCUGUCUAAUAAGGUCUCAGACGGGGACUACGCUGGUCUGGUGGACAUUAUGGGUCAUCUGAUGGCCAUUCGGGACAGACAGAUCAGUGUUGAUCAACACUUCAAACCACUCAAGUCCACCACUGAUCUACUCAAGACCUAUGGACAGCAGCUACCUGGAAGUGUCUAUACACAGCUGGAGGAGCUGCCUGAGAAGUGGAAGAGUCUGAAAAAGGUCGCAUUUACAGUGAAACACGAGGUGGCCCCACUGCAGUCCAACGAGGUCUCCGUCAUACGUAGGAAGUGUGUCCGCUUUGAGAUCAAGCAGCAUGAGUUCAGAGAGCAGUUUCGCUCGGAGGUCAUCUUCAGAAUAGACGUGGAGGAGCCUUAUAAGCUGAUUGACAAGUCUAACCGCGUUGUAGCCGUGUUGGAGGCAGAGAUGCGUAAGCUCCAGGACACAGCUGAUCUGUUCGAGGUCAGUUUCCCUGACUACAAGCAGCUCCGCCAGUGUCGCUCUGACAUCAUCCUGGUCAAAGCCGUCUGGGACAUGGUCAUCUUCGUCAAGACCAGUAUAGAGGACUGGACUAAGACCCCGUGGAAAGAGAUUAACGUGGAGCAGAUGGACAUGGAGCUGAGGAGAUUUGCUAAGGAGAUGAAGACCCUGGAUAAGGAGGUGCGUGUGUGGGAUGUGUAUCUGGGUCUGGAGUCAACGGUGAAGAACCUGCUGACGUCUCUUAGAGCGGUCAAUGAGCUGCAGAACCCUGCCGUCAGGGAGAGACACUGGCAACAACUCAUGAACACCACAGGGGUGCGGUUUGUGAUGUGGGAGGGGACCACUCUGGGAGACCUACUGGAGCUGCAGCUCCACAGAGUGGAGGACGAGGUCAAAAACAUAGUGGACAAGGCAGUCAAAGAGAUGGCCAUAGAGAAGGUGCUCGCUGAGAUUACUCAGACGUGGAGUGUGAUGGCGUUGUCUUAUGAGAAGCACCCCAGUAUAGAAACCCCACUGCUCAAGUCGGACGAAAACCUGAUUGAGACGCUGGAAGACAACCAGGUGCAGCUGCAAAACAUCCUGAUGAGUAAGUAUGUGGAGUACUUCCAGGCGGAGGUGAGUGGCUGGCAGAGGAGGCUAAUGGUGGCAGACCUGGUCAUCUCCGCCUGGAUGUCUGUCCAGAGGACCUGGGCCCACCUCAACAGCAUCUUCACCAACAGCCACGACAUUCGCUCUCAACUAGCCCGCGAUGCCGAGCGCUUCCAGGGCAUACACUCCGACUUCCAGAACAUGAUGACAGAGGUUGUCCAGACCCGUAACGUGGUGGAGGUCACCAACCAACCUGGCUUCCUGGAAAAACUAGAGGCUCUGCAGCAAAGGCUGUCAGUGUGUGAGAAGGCUCUGGCUGAGUAUCUGGAAACCAAAAGACUGACGUUCCCUCGGUUCUACUUUGUCUCUGCUACAGACCUAUUGGAGAUCGUCUCCAAGGGAACACAGCCCAAACAGGUUACCAGGCACCUGUUGAAGCUGUUUGAUAACGUGGCGGACCUUCGCUUCCAAGACUCAGAGAAAGAGGGAGAGGAAGGAGAAAAGAAACAGGGAAAGGAGGAUGAGGGGGAGGCAGUUGCCAUAGGAAUGUACAGUAGAGAAGGGGAGUACGUACCCUUCUCCGAACCCUGCAUCUGCCAAGGACAGGCAGAGUGCUGGCUGAGUGAACUUGAGCGGACUAUGCGCUCUACUGUCCAGAGGGAGAUCCAAGAAGCUGUCGCUGCUUAUGAGGACAAACCCAGAGACCAGUGGCUGUUUGACUAUCCAGCACAGGUUGGUCUGACUGGCAGCCAGGUGUGGUGGGCAACAGACGUGGGUAUCGCCUUUGAGAGGGUGGAGGAGGGCUUUGAGACUGCCCUGAAGGACUACAACAGAAAGCAGAUCACCCAGCUGAACUCCCUGAUCCACAUGCUCCUGGGAGACCUGACUCCAGGUGACAGACAGAAGAUCAUGACCUUGUGCACCAUCGACGUGCACGCUCGCGACGUGGUCGCCAAACUCAUAGCACAGAAGGUGACAACGGGACAGGCGUUUGCAUGGCUGUCCCAGCUGCGCCAUCGUUGGGAUGACGUGACGAGACACUGUUACAUCAACAUCUGUGAUGCUCAGUUCCAGUUCUCAUAUGAGUACCUGGGCAAUACCAACAGACUGGUCAUCACUCCACUCACUGACAGGUGUUACAUCACUCUGACCCAGUCUCUCCACCUGACGAUGAGUGGUGCCCCCUCUGGUCCAGCAGGCACUGGGAAGACUGAAACCACCAAGGACCUGGGCCGCUCCUUAGGCAUCAUGGUCUAUGUAUUCAACUGCUCCGAACAGAUGGACUACAAGUCCAUAGGGAACAUCUAUAAAGGCCUGGCCCAGACGGGUGUGUGGGGCUGUUUUGAUGAGUUCAACAGGAUCUCUGUGGAGGUGCUAUCUGUGGUGGCAGUACAGGUCAAAACCAUACAGGACGCCAUCAGGAACAAGAGACAGAGGUUCCAUUUCCUGGGUGAGGAGAUCGAGCUGAGGCCGUCCGUAGGGAUUUUUAUCACUCUGAACCCAGGCUACGCUGGGAGAACUGAACUACCAGAGAACCUCAAGGCCUUGUUCAGGCCGUGUGCGAUGGUGAUUCCUGACUACGAGUUGAUCUGUGAGAUCAUGCUGGUUGCUGAGGGAUUCAUCGAUGCUCGCCUGCUCGCACGCAAGUUCAUCAGCCUGUACACACUCUGCAAGGAGCUGCUCUCUAAACAGGACCACUAUGACUGGGGCCUCAGGGCCAUCAAGUCAGUGCUGGUGGUGGCUGGAUCACUGAAGAGAGAAGACAGAAGCAGACCAGAAGAACAGGUCCUGAUGCGAGCGUUGAGGGACUUUAACCUUCCCAAAAUAGUGACCAGUGACGUCCCUAUAUUCCUGGGUCUGAUCAGUGACCUGUUUCCCCAGCUGGAUGUCCCCAGGAAGAGAGACCCAGAGCUGGAGACAGCUGUACGACAGUCAGUCAGCGAACUACACCUGCAGCCGGAGGAAAACUUUAUACUCAAGGUGACUCAGUUGGAGGAGCUGCUGGCUGUCAGACACUCAGUGUUUGUAGUAGGGGGAGCUGGGACGGGGAAGAGCCAGAUUUUGAAGACCCUCCACAGAACGUAUGCUAAUCUGAGGAUGAAGCCUGUGUGGCACGACAUCAACCCUAAAGCUGUGACCACAGACGAACUGUUUGGCUAUCUACACCCUGCUACCAGAGAGUGGAAAGACGGCCUGUUCUCCUCCACUAUGAGGGAGCUGACACGACAGGUGGGCCAUGACGGGCCCAAGUGGAUUGUUCUGGAUGGAGACAUAGACCCCAUGUGGAUAGAAUCCCUCAACACUGUCAUGGAUGACAACAAGGUGUUAACCUUGGCCAGUAAUGAGCGUAUCAGUCUAUCUUCCUCCAUGCGUCUGCUUUUUGAGAUCAGCCAUUUGAGAGCGGCAACCCCAGCCACAGUCUCCCGCGCCGGGAUACUAUACGUCAAUCCACAAGACCUGGGCUGGAGCUCGUACGUGACAAGUUGGAUUGACACCAGGCUGGCCCAAUCAGAGCGAGCCAACUUGACCAUCCUGUUUGACAAGUAUGUCCCCUACUGCCUGGAGCAGGUCCGCUGUAACCUCAAGACCAUCACUCCUAUACCUGAGAACAGCAUGGUGCAGACGCUCUGUUCCUUGUUGGACUGCCUGCUGACAGAAGACAACACUCCUCCUGACUCUCCCAGGGAACUCUAUGAGAUCUACUUUGUCUUCGCCUGCGUCUGGGCCUUUGGAGGAGCUCUGUUCCAGGACCACUUGAUCGACUAUCGCGCCGAGUUCAGUCGCUGGUGGUCGAAGGAGAUGAGAGCGGUGAAGUUCCCCUCGCAGGGCACAGUGUUCGACUACUUCAUAGACUCUGACACUAAGAAGUUCAGUCCCUGGAUUGAGAGGACGCCCCGGUUUGAGCUGGAGCCUGAUGUCCCCUUACAGACGGUGCUAGUCCACUCGGCAGAGACCAUCUGUCUGACGUACUUCAUAGACCUGCUGCUGCAGAGAGGCAAGCCUGUGAUGUUGGUGGGGAAUGCUGGAGUAGGGAAGACCAUCCUGGUCUCUGAUAAAGUAGCCAAGCUACAGGAGGACUACAUGGUGGCUAAAGUCCCCUUCAACUACUACACCACCUCGGCUAUGCUACAGCGUGUGUUAGAGAAGCCUCUAGAGAAGAAGGCAGGGCGUAACUAUGCUCCUCCUGGAACCAAGAAACUCAUCUACUUCAUAGAUGACCUCAACAUGCCUGAGGUGGAUGUGUAUGGUACUGUCCAGCCACACACACUCAUACGCCAGCACCUGGACUACAACCACUGGUACGACAGACAGAGGCUGGUGCUGAAAGAGAUCCAUAACUGUCAGUACAUCACCUGUAUGAACCCUACAGCAGGGAGCUUCUCAGUCAACCCCAGACUACAGAGGCAUUUCUCAGUGUUUGCGGUUCAUUUCCCUAGCGCUGAGGCGCUAGCCACCAUCUUCACUAGCAUCCUGUCAGCCCAUUUCCUCCAGGGGGGCUUCAGCUAUGGCGUCUCGCGCUCUGUAGGAACACUCAUACAGGCAGCCAUCUGUCUCCAUCAGAAGGUCAGUCAGAACUUCCUCCCCACGGCCAUACGCUUUCACUAUAUCUUCAACCUGAGGGACCUCUCCAACAUCUUCCAGGGUAUUCUGUUUGCCCUGCCAGAUUGUGUGCGUUACCCCAUAGACCUUGUCCAUCUGUGGCUCCAUGAGUCAUCCCGGGUUUACUCUGACAAACUGAUGGAGGAGAAGGAUGUGGAACUCUUCAACAAGAUUCUACUGGACACUGGCAAGAGAUACUUUGAGGGUAUAGAUGAGUCUAGUUUCAUCCACCAGCCCCUGGUGUACUGUCACUUUGCCCAUGGGGUGGGGGAGCCCAGGUACCACCAGGCAUCAGACUGGGAAAAGCUCCAGAAGACCCUGACUGAUGCUCUGGAACACUACAACGAGCUGCAUGCUGUCAUGAACCUGGUGCUCUUUGAGGAGGCAAUGCAGCAUGUGUGUCGUAUCAGUCGUAUCCUGGAGGCCCCCCAUGGUAACGCUCUGCUGGUGGGGGUGGGAGGCAGUGGGAAGCAGAGUCUGUGUCGCCUCGCUGCCUUCCUCAGUACCCUGGAGGUGUUCCAGAUUACACUGAGGAAGGGCUACGGGAUACAUGACCUACGGAGUGAUAUAGCAGCGCUGUACAUCAAGGUGGGGGUGAAGAAUAUUGGGACAGUCUUCCUCCACACAGAUGCCCAGAUCCCAGACGAACGCUUCCUGGUCCUCAUCAACGACAUGCUGGCGUCAGGAGGAAUGCUGGAUCAGGAUGCACCAACGUCCAUCCGUAUGGAGCUAAGAGGACUGGGCCUGAUUGACAACAGAGACAACUGGGCCUUCUUCAUCGAGAGGAUACGGAGGCAGCUCAAGGUGGUCUUGUGUUUUUCCCCGGUAGGGUUGCACCGUAAGUUCCCCACCCUGGUCAACUGUACGGCCAUAGACUGGUUCCACUCCUGGCCUCAGCUGGCCCUUCAGUCUGUCAACACCACCUUCAUAGAGAAGAUACCUGAUCUGGAGCCAGAUGUCCGUGCAUCCAUCAGUGAGUUUAUCUCCUACGCCCAUACCAGUGUUAACGAGGUGAGUGUGAAGUACCAGCAGAACGAGAAGCACAGGUUCAAAACCACUCCCAAGAGCUUCCUAGAGUUUAUGAAGCUGUACGGUAACCUACUGGGGACAAAACGCAGAGAGCUCACUCAGAAGAUGGAGAGACUGGAGAACGGCCUGCAGAAACUACAGACCACGGCCUCACAGGUGGAGGAUCUUAAGGCUAAGUUAGCAGUCCAGGAAGUAGAGCUGUGGCAGAGGAACACAGACACAGAGGCUCUCAUCUCUAAGAUCGGCCAGCAGACAGACAAACUCAACCAGGAGAGGGCUGUGGCAGACGCGGAGGAACAGAGGGUAGGAACCAUCCAGGCUGAGGUGACCACACAGCAACAGCAGACUCUACAGGCAGCUGACACAGCCCUCAACACACUCAACAGGCUGAACCUGACAGAGUUGAAGACGUUCCCGAACCCAUCAGCCAUAGUGACUAACGUGUCUGCUGCUGUCAUGGUGCUACUGGCUCCUCAUGGUAAAUUACCCAAAGACCGCAGCUGGAAGGCAGCGAAAGUAGUCAUGAGCAAGGUGGAUGACUUCCUACAGGCGUUGGUGAACUUUGACAAGGAACACAUCCCGGAAUCGACAGUGAGGUGCGUGAGAGAUGAGUACCUCAGUGACCCAGAGUUUAACCCUGAGUUUGUCAGACUCAAAUCAUCCGCCGCCGCCGGUCUCUGUGCCUGGGUCCUCAACAUCAACAGGAGACAGAAAACGUCUCCUUCCUUAGCGGUGUUCUGUGAGGUGGAGGUGAAGAAGCUGUGUCUGUCUCAGGCUAAUGCUGACCUGGCUGAGGCCGCAGACAAACUAGAAGCCAUUAGGAAGAAACUAGCUGAGUUGGACUGUAGUCUGGAUACCCUGACUGCUGCGUUUAAGAAGGCCACCUCUGAGAAGCUUCGCUGUCAGGACGAGGUCAACCACACCAACAAAACCAUCGAACUGGCCAAUCGCCUCGUCAAAGGACUCGAGUCAGAGAAUGUGCGUUGGGCCCACUCUGUAGCCGGGUACCAUGAGCAGGAGGAGACUCUGUGUGGAGACAUUCUGCUGACUGCAGCCUUCAUCUCCUACGCCGGAUCCUUCUCUAAGAAGUACCGCAGAGAACUACUGGAGAACCUCUGGAUGCCCUUCCUACGUGGCCAGAAGAUCCCCAUCCCCAUGACGGAGGGGUUAGAUCCAGUGUGUAUGCUGACUGAUGAUGCUACCGUGGCUCAGUGGAACAAUGAGGGGUUGCCGGGAGACAAGAUGUCCACUCAGAACGCCACCAUCCUCACCAACUGUGAACGCUGGCCACUGCUUAUUGACCCCCAAUUGCAGGGCAUCAAGUGGAUCAAGAUUCGUUAUGGCAACAGCCUCAAGGUGGUCAGCCUGGGAGAGAAAGGGUAUGUGGAUGUGAUAGAGCAGGCUGUUGUGACUGGAGACACUGUUCUCAUAGAGAAUCUGGAGGAGUCCAUCGACCCUGUCAUAGACCCUCUACUGGGACGACACACGAUCAAGAAGGGCAGUUGUAUAAAGGUGGGGGAUAAAGAGUGUUUCUUCCACCCAGCGUUCAGGCUGAUCCUCCACACUAAGCUGGCUAACCCCCACUAUAAGCCUGAGAUCCAGGCCCAGACCACCCUCAUCAACUUCACUGUUACAAGAGACGGCCUGGAGGACCAGCUGCUGGCUCAGGUGGUCAAUCUGGAGAGGCCCGACCUCGAGCACCUCAAGAGUGACCUGACCAAGCAGCAGAACCUGUUCAAGAUAGAGCUGAAGCUGUUGGAGGACGAGCUGCUGGGCCGUCUCUCUGCUGCUGAGAGCAACUUCCUAGGAGACAACGUCCUGGUGGAGAAACUAGAGACCACCAAACACACGGCCGCGGAGAUCGAGAUGAAGGUUCUGGAGGCGAAGGUGAACGAGGUGAAGAUCAACGAGGCCAGAGAACACUACCGCCCCGUAGCAGUCAGAUCCUCUCUGCUGUACUUCAUCAUGAACGACCUCAACAAGAUCAACCCCAUGUACCAGUUCAGCCUCAAGGCGUUUAACGUGGUGUUCCACAAGGCGGUGGAGCAGGCAGAGGUGUGUGAGGACGUGAGGAGCAGAGUCAACACUCUAAUAGACGGCAUCACCUACUCCACCUUCAACUACAUCAGCAGAGGCCUGUUUGAGAGAGACAAACUCACCUUCACCGCUCAACUCGCCUUCCAGUUGUUACUGAUGAGUAAGGAGAUAGACGUACGAGAACUAGACUUCCUGCUCCGCUUCAACAUCGACCACAGCUACAUCUGUCCUGUAGACUUCCUCUCCAACCAGGCCUGGAGCGCCAUCAAGACAAUGAGUUUCACUGAUGAGUUUCGCGGUUUGGACCGGGACAUCGAGGGAUCACCUAAACGCUGGAAAAAGGUGGUAGAGUCCGAGUGUCCGGAGAAAGAGAAGUUUCCUCAGGAGUGGAAAGCAAAAAGUUCCCUGCAGAAACUCAUUAUGAUGAGAGCCCUGAGACCUGAUAGGAUGACUUACGCUGUCAGGAACUUUGUGGAGGAGAAGUUGGGGGUGAAGUAUACAGAGAGGAGGAAGACCGAGUUUGCUAAGUCCUUCAGAGAGAGUGGACCCGCCUCGCCUGUCUUCUUCAUCCUGUCUCCCGGAGUAGACCCUCUCAAAGACGUGGAGUCACUGGGCAGGAAGUUAGGAUUCACCAUAGACCUGGGGAAGCUCCACAAUGUGUCUUUGGGUCAGGGCCAGGAAGCUGUGGCUGAGGUUGCCAUGGAGAUGGCUGCUAAGGAGGGACACUGGGUCAUCCUACAGAAUAUCCACCUGGUGGCUCGCUGGCUGGGGUCGUUGGAGAAGCUUCUGGAACGCUGCUGUGAGGGCAGUCACCAGGACUACAGAGUGUUUAUGAGUGCUGAGCCUGCCCCUACACCACAGGAGCACAUCAUCCCUCAGGGCAUCCUGGAGAAUGCCAUCAAGAUCACUAACGAGCCUCCCACUGGCAUGCAUGCCAACCUCCACGCUGCUCUGGACAACUUUGACCAGGAUAUAUUGGAUCAGUGCAGUAGAGAGCAGGAGUUUAAGACCAUCCUGUUCUCUCUGUGUUAUUUUCAUGCCUGUGUGGCUGAGAGGCGCAAGUUCGGUCCUCAGGGUUGGAACAGGAAAUACCCCUUUAACACUGGAGACCUCACCAUCUCUGUCAAUGUGCUCUACAACUACCUGGAGGCCAACUCACAGGUGCCGUGGGAGGACCUGCGCUAUCUGUUUGGAGAGAUCAUGUACGGAGGUCACAUCACAGACGACUGGGACAGAAGACUCUGUAGAACCUACCUGGAGGAAUACAUGCAGCCCAACCAGUGUUCUGACAGGAAGUUGGCUCUGGCUCCGGGCUUUGUGGUUCCCUCCAACUUGGACUACCAGGGUUACCAUGGUUACAUAGAUGAGAUGCUGCCCCAUGAGAGCCCGGUGCAUUAUGGGCUACACCCCAACGCAGAGAUAGAGUUUCUGACGGUGACCUCUGAUAACCUCUUCCACACACUGCUGGAGCUGCAGUCACCUGACUCUGUGAUGGGAGAGGGGGCUUCACAGACCGUAGAGGAGAAGGUGAAGACCAUCCUAGAUGAGGUGUUGGAGAAGCUUCCAGAAGAGUACAACAUGUCAGACAUCACGUCUAAGACAGCUGAGAGAUCACCAUACAUCCUGGUCUGCUUCCAGGAGUGUGAGCGUAUGAACAUGCUCAUCUACGAGAUACGACGCUCACUGAAGGAGCUGGACCUGGGGCUGAAGGGUGAGCUGGCGAUCUCCUCAGAGAUGGAGCAGAUCCAGGCAGCUCUGUUCUUUGAUAACGUCCCAGACACCUGGACCAAACUGGCCUACCCCUCCACUUACAGCCUUGCCCAGUGGUAUAAUGACGUGUUGCUGCGCUGUAGAGAGCUGGACAGCUGGACACAGGACCUGGCGCUGCCCACCGUCAUCUGGCUGUCUGGACUCUUUAACCCACAGUCCUUCUUAACAGCGGUGAUGCAGUCUCUGGCUCGUAAGAAUGAGUGGCCGUUAGAUAAGAUGAACCUGACUGUGGAUGUGACUAAGAAAUUUAAGGAAGAGUUCAACCAGCCAGCCAGAGAGGGAGUAUACGUAUACGGACUGUACAUGGAAGGUGCAAGAUGGGACACUCAGGGUGGGGUGAUCGCGGAGGCUCGUCUGAAGGAGUUAACCCCCUCCAUGCCAGUCAUCUCAGUCCGAGCAGUACCGAACGACAGACAGGAGACGCGUAACAUCUACGAGUGUCCCCUGUACAAGACCAAGCUGAGAGGAACCACUUAUGUCUGGACCUUCAGCCUCAAGACCAGAGAGAGACCAGCCAAGUGGGUACUGGCUGGGGUGGCCCUGCUGCUCAGUGUGUAGAGGUAAGGGUUAGGGGGUGAGGAGGGAGACCAGCCAAGUGGGUACUGGCUGGAAAGAAGCAAGGUCGUUUUUUCCAUUAGCUAUUUGUAGGGUGUGUAUUUUCUGUAUUAUGUUGCUAAGUGUGAGAGAAGGUAUUUUAUGUAAAAUACAUGUAUGUGUUACUACAUAAUCCCUCAAACCAGGUUUGAUGUUGCUAUUGAAAUAUAAAAUACAUUUGUAUAGUACUGUUGUAGCACCUGAAAGCUAUAUGAAAAUGU
Oncorhynchus masou masou (cherry salmon) is the source of this 13451-nucleotide messenger RNA. RefSeq names its product dynein axonemal heavy chain 11-like. Gene Ontology annotation, biological process: microtubule-based movement. Gene Ontology annotation, cellular component: dynein complex. Gene Ontology annotation, molecular function: dynein light intermediate chain binding; ATP binding; dynein intermediate chain binding. Lineage: Eukaryota; Metazoa; Chordata; Actinopteri; Salmoniformes; Salmonidae. The record is from RefSeq and is a predicted model, not a curated record.